This is a messenger RNA of Aphanomyces astaci, 921 nucleotides long. RefSeq lists its product as hypothetical. The coding region runs from base 52 to 840 and encodes 262 amino acids. The record is from RefSeq and is a predicted model, not a curated record. The transcript is spliced from 2 exons. NCBI's taxonomy places the organism in Eukaryota, Oomycota, Saprolegniomycetes, Saprolegniales, Verrucalvaceae.
GGUAAUUUUGUCUUCCGUCAAGUUCAUUUCUUACAGUGUUCGGUUCAAGGCAUGUACCAAGUCCAUGCAGGCGAAGACGGUGCACCAUCGGGGCGACGCCGUGAAAUGUCCAAGAAGAUACCUUAUCGGCAAUCGUCCAUGGCGAGUUUGAACACUGCCAGACUCCUGUCGCCGAACCAGAAUGACUUCAAGCAAUGCCGGACCCACGGCGCGUUCCACAAAAACUUUGCCGGCUACAUGAAGAUCCAAACGGGGUUCUUUGGCAUGUGGAAGGUCUGCUUCUUCACGCUACAGGGCAUUGAGCUGACGAUCGCCGAAGACGAAGGGUUGCCCGCUGCCCGCUGCGACACCAUCGCGUAUGUCAGUGCAUCGAGGGGCAAACCCACGCUACUGCAGUUUCACAUGAAGUCGAAGAAGGUGUGGAAGACGCAGUGCAUCUCCACCGACAUCGCGAACGCCUGGUUUUCCGCCGUUGAAGACUGCAUGUCCCGGCUCUCAUACAGCAUUGACCGGUACUUACGAAGCUGCGAAAAGCGGCAGACCCCCACGGUGCUCUGUGGGUGGUUAUCCCAGUUGGACGCGAAAGGGAAGGUCAUGGGUCGCUACUUCUACGUCCUGCGCCAUCUGACGGUGAGCAUGGCGCCAAACGUCGAUGUGUUGCCCGAAGUGUACGACGUGGUCACGGACGCGACCGCCGCGGGGGCGGAUGGCGCCAUGGAACUCCGUUUUCAGACACAACCGUCCAUGGUCCUGCGCUUUGACUCGGUGGAACUGCUCCGCGUAUGGCACGCAGUCGUGCACACGUGCAUGAAGGAGCCGUCGCGGGCGUUGUUUGGUUGAACGCCAUCAUAAGUUGCAUGUCCAUAUUUCCGAGACAUCCAGAUAUAAUUGUUAACCUUAGCGAAGUAUUAUAAUAUAACU